AUGGACACCCUGCAGGAGCCCUUCUUCGGCCUCGCGGAGGGCCUGGACUCCUCUGACAGCCCUGGCCUGCUGUCCUCCUGGGACUGGAAGAACAGGGCCAGGCCCUUUGCGCUCAGCCAGGCCUCUCCACCUCCGACCCUCUCCCCAGUCUCCUCUCUGGAGUCCUAUUCUCCGUCCGCGCGCCCCGUCGGGGCCCGGCUGCUCUGUGGGCAGAGCGGCGCUGGUGGAGGCGGCAGCGAUGGCCACAGCAGCCGCGACCCUGGCGGCCUCGUGGAGGUGGACUACAGCAUGCUGGCCUUCCAGCCUGCCUACCUCCAGGGUGCCGGAGGCCCCAAGGCCCAGAAGGGCCCCAAAGUCAAGAUGUCUGUGCAGCGCAGGCGCAAGGCGAGCGAGAGGGAGAAGCUCAGGAUGCGGACCUUGGCGGAUGCGCUGCACACCCUGCGGAAUUACCUGCCGCCCGUCUACAGCCAGCGAGGCCAGCCACUCACCAAGAUCCAGACGCUGAAGUACACCAUCAAGUACAUCGGGGAGCUCACGGACCUCCUCAACAGCGGCAGGGAGCCCAGACCCGAGUGUGUGAGCUCGUCCCUCAGGACCUGA
Messenger RNA from Heterocephalus glaber (naked mole-rat), 600 nucleotides. It is a transcript of the gene Msgn1, whose product is annotated as mesogenin 1. Lineage: Eukaryota; Metazoa; Chordata; Mammalia; Rodentia; Bathyergidae. Gene Ontology annotation, biological process: regulation of transcription by RNA polymerase II; mesoderm formation. Gene Ontology annotation, molecular function: DNA-binding transcription factor activity, RNA polymerase II-specific; protein dimerization activity; RNA polymerase II cis-regulatory region sequence-specific DNA binding. Gene Ontology annotation, cellular component: nucleus. The record is from RefSeq and is a predicted model, not a curated record.